This is a messenger RNA of Malania oleifera, 777 nucleotides long. Its product is annotated as secreted RxLR effector protein 161-like. The coding region runs from base 1 to 777 and encodes 258 amino acids. Lineage: Eukaryota; Viridiplantae; Streptophyta; Magnoliopsida; Santalales; Ximeniaceae. The record is from RefSeq and is a predicted model, not a curated record. The transcript has a single exon.
AUGAACAAAUGCUCAGUAUCACCCAUUCCAAUUCAGAAAGGAGACAAGUUCAGUCUCAUGCAAUGUGCUAAAAAUGAUCUGGAACGGAGGCAAAUGAAGGAUGUACCUUAUGCAUCUGUUGUUGGGAGCUUGAUGUAUGCUCAAACGUGCACAAGGCCUGACAUUAGCUUUGCAGUUGGAAUGCUCGAAAGAUUUCAAAGUAGUCUAAGAAUGAUUCACUGGAAGGUUGCAAAGAAAGUUCUAAGAUACUUACAAGGAACGAAAGAUUACAAGCUUAUGUAUCGAAGGUUUGGUCAUCUUGAGGUGGUUAGAUAUUCGGGUUCUGAUUUUGCUAGGUGUGUGGAUACAAGAAAGUCCUCAUUUUGCUAUGUAUACUUGCUAGCCGGAGGAAUAAUUUCAUGGAAGAGUGCGAAGCAGUCAAUAAUUGUUGCAUCCACUAUGGAAGUUGAAUUUGUAGCUUGCUUUGAGGCUAUAGUUCAGCCUAAUUGGUUACAAAAUUUUAUUUCAGGACUUGGAAUAGUUGACAGUAUCGUCAAGCCACUGAAAAUUUAUUAUGAUAAUUCCAUAGCUAUCUUCUUCUCUAAGAAUGAUAAGUAUUCCAAGGGUGCUAAACAUAUGGAAUUGAAAUUCUUUACUGUUAAAGAAGACGUACAGAAACAAAAAGUGUCAAUUGAACAUAUUAGCACCGAUUAUAUGAUAGUAGAUCUUUUGACGAAAGGAAUGCCACCCAAAACAUUUAUUGGUCAUGUUGAAAAGAUGGGCAUUAUUGAAUCUUAA